AUGCUCCUACUGAUUGUCUUGAGCAGUGCCAUUGCCUACUCAUAUGUUGGUAGUAUCAAGAUAGGCCAACCUCAGAGCCUUGAUGGUCUUCCUAGAAACGAUGUGGCCGUGGUGAAGUACCGUCUACGUCGGGUAUCGUUCUUGUGCCUUGCCAUAUUGAUCUCAUUACCUGUGCUAGUUACCUAUGGACUAGACUACUAUGACGACAUCCCACGAGCGAUUCGUCAAUUGGGGCUUAUUCCGGGAUACACAAACACUUAUAGCAUAACACAAGACAUGGCCAAUAUACUUUUGUGUUUCGCUAAGAUGUCUAUUCUCUACUGUGGACCGCUAGCGAGCUACUUUAUAACGUCGCCUGCAGUGGGCGACGACUUGGUGGAGAACUUUGCUUCUCUCUGGGGAUUCAGGGAUCAUGUCUUUGCUCCUGUGACCGAGGAAUUGGUCUAUAGAGCCUCGAUCAUAUGUCUAUUACAACCCGUGGUGAACAGUUCCUGGGCAUUGACUGUCUAUACGCCAUUGCUUUUUGGAAUCGCUCAUCUUCAUCAUGGUUAUGAGUUAUUCAAACAAGGUACUGCUAUCUCUACAGUGGUCGCUACUGCUCUGUUCCAGUUAUUGUAUACUACCUUGUUCGGUAUCCUUGCAAAUCGCAUCUACAUUUCGUCUGGCGAGAACCUAUGGUGUGCCAUUGUGAUGCACAGUGCUUGCAACUUGGGCGGAUUCCCAUCCUUCGAAGUGAAGGAGACACAUCCUAGGUUCUUCUACGUGUAUUGCAUCAUGCUAGUAUUUGGGCUCACUGCCUUCUUGCGGCUCAUAUAA
Candidozyma haemuli is the source of this 816-nucleotide messenger RNA. It is a transcript of the gene RCE1, whose product is annotated as CAAX prenyl protease. Bases 1 to 816 code for a protein of 271 amino acids. Gene Ontology annotation, molecular function: metalloendopeptidase activity. Gene Ontology annotation, biological process: CAAX-box protein processing. The record is from RefSeq and is a predicted model, not a curated record. The transcript has a single exon. Lineage: Eukaryota; Fungi; Ascomycota; Pichiomycetes; Serinales; Metschnikowiaceae. Gene Ontology annotation, cellular component: endoplasmic reticulum membrane.